AUAAAAUAAAAAAUUCUAAAUAUUAUAGAAAAAUAAUCUUGUGAAUGUUUGAAAAUACUUAUAAUUAAAGUGUUUACUAGCAAAGUAGUGAUUUUUCAUAGUAGUUUAGAAAUUAUUUAUUAUAUUUUUGGUAUUUUUAUGGUUUAACUGGUUACUUUUUUGAUUCCAUAGGUUUAAGUGGUUCUGGCAUUUUCCGAAACAAUUUUAUUUUCAUAAAAAAAUUAAUGAUUACGAUUAUUACGUUAACAUUAAACGUUUUAGUAGCCUUGUGUACGUUAGAAAUCGGGUAGUUAGUUACUAGCAGCAGGUUUCUGCAUUUACUGAAAUAUCUAUCAAGUAAACCACAGCAUAAAAAAUUAAUCAUGUCGCAAGCUGACAAUGAUGAUGAUUCGUUUAUAAUCAUUUUGGGCUCUUCCCCGGGAAGCUUAGAUGGAAAAAGCAAUGGUGCUGUUUUGGAAGUACCAAGUGGAAGUGUCGAGACUCCAAUCCUGGACGAUGUCAUUAAGGAUCUGCCUGAACAAGCAAACAAGGCCUUUAAGGCACAAUUCAGCCUUGGUGAUAGUCCAUCCCCAGCAAGUAUGAUGGUGGCUAGUACUCUAAUUACUGAUGACCGAAGUACAGAAGAACUACAGAAACGGUUUGGAGAACUCUUAGAUGAGAAUGUUGUAUUAAAGGAGACACUGAAGCAAAAUAAUGAUUCUUUGAAGGAGCAGUUUUCAUUGAUUGCGUCAUGCCAGGAUGAUAUGCUCCAAACACAUAAAUUACAUAAAGAGAAAUUUGAUGAAACUAGGGCACUUGUUGAAAAGUUAAGAUUACAGAACCGAAAACUUAAAGAAGAGAUUGUGCUUAUUACUAAAACCAAAGAGAUGUCACUGACUAAUGGUGCUAAGUCGGGUCCAUCAUCAGGAGUAGAAUUUGUGACAUCGCCAGAUGAUGAUACAAUUAAUAAACUAACAGCCCAGUUGGAAUUGGUUGAGAAGCAAAGAAGACAGGUGAUAGUUGACAAUGAAAAACUUACAUGGCAAAGGGAAUCCCUAGAGCAUAUAGUCAAUGCCACUUCCAAGGAAAGGGACGAUUUAAAAGACAAAUUGAAUACUACAGAGUUGUUAUUAUCAAGUAAAGAAAAUAACCACACUGAAGAGUUAAAACAGUUGCAUGGCACAAUUGAAGAGUUGCAAAAAAAGAUGAAAUUUAUGGCUAUGAAUGUUCACAACAACGAAAUACAGAAGAGAGAUGAAGUAAUACAGAUUCUAGAAGGGAAAGUGACGUCACUACUCAACGAUCUGAAAAAGGCACAGAUUACAAUAUUAGAUUUGGAAAAUAUUAAGUUGGAGUUUGCAAAAUACAAAGGUGGGGUCUCCGAUAUGGUGAAGACAUACAAAGAGCAAAUAAUGGAGUUAAAUACCAGAAUAAAAUCUUGCCAGACUAUGGUGUUCCAACCAGUACAUAUGACAAUGAAUUGUGAAGGUGAAGGGUCCCCGAAUUAUGGAGGUUAUCUCGCCAAUGUUAAACUAUACGAUCGCACACUUAAACACAUAGCUGAAUAUCUCAAUAACUUGACAAAUGGCCUGUCAGACGAUCUGGUUAGAACAAUGGGAGUAAUAUCGAGUAUACAGGAUGUUACAUUGGAACGUGCGUCGAUUGAAAAAGUUCGUGCGGGCUUGGCUGACGUGAAACAAGCGAUUUCGAAGCAACACCAUACUGUUCUUCAAAAUAUCGCUCAAUUGAAAGGUACUUUUACAAUAUUCGAAGGAAUAUUCAAGGAUUACAACGAGCUGUUGAAGAAAACAUUGACGAAACGAGAAGAGACCCCUGGCGUGGAGCAAUUAACAGCGGCACUGGUAGCACGAGGGGAAGAAGUUCAAAGCCUGGAAAACGAAAUUGUGAUGCUCGCCGCUCAUAAAGAAGACUGUGAACUUUUGAGGGCUCAAGUUGAAUUGUACAAGAGUGACUUCGAGGCGGAACGUAAAUCGCGUGAAGAAAUGGUCGCUGAGAAAGAGAAAAUUGCGACUGACCUCAGAGUUUUACAGAAAAAGCACGCGGAGAUAUCAAGUCAGUUGGAAGAAGUUCGCAAAAUGAGUCCUAGUAUAUUCAAAACGGCUUCAGCCCGUAUCUCAGCCAACUCAGCCAAAAUUUCGACUCCCCUUGGAUCUAUGGCCGCCAAUACAGCCUCUGUGUCAGCCAUUUCUGGUUCUUCUGAGGGCGUGGUGUACACUUGUCCAAAGUGUAUGUUCUCCACGAAACAGUACAAGGUGUUGGAGGACCAUUUCGACUUCUGCUUAGACGAUUUCUAGUUCGACUCAUGACAUGUAUAGACUAUAGAAAUUCAUUUCUGUACGACCAGUAUUUUCUAUUUUACUUUUAUACCCUGGGGAAAAAUUUAAAGGAUUGUUUAGAUAUGAAUAUAUUAUGUUGAAUGAGGGAAAUGACUUCCAAUUAUUUACUUAUAAAAUAUAUUUUUUAUCGUUGAUUUAAUUGUAUCUGAUAUUAUUUGACAUUAAUAUUUUCCAAAGGUUCUUUUAGUAUAAAAUUUUAUCAACUGAAAUGACAUCGUAUGUAUAAAGUUACAAGGGUAACGUGUGACGUAAGUGUGAUGGUCUUCCGUUUCGGCUAUAGUGCUAAAACAUAUCUGACCCAGUAAAUUGAACAAAUACUUUCAACAUCUACGCCUUGGUUAAACCCCCGAUAUAACGCCACAAACAUAUCGGCUGUAAAUUGCCUUAUUAACUGACGAUCACUACUGGUCAAAUAUGUUAGUAGCAUAAGACAUUCAUAGUUUUAUUCUUAACAUAUAGCGUACACGUGACGAAUAUUAAUGUAAAAUUUAUAACUAAAUAAGGUGCUUAGUGCAUAGCGCCAUCUUGCGUGACUUCCCUUAAGCUAUGAAAAUGUGUAUAGUCAAUAGCACAAAAUAAGUUUGAAAACUGAAAACUACAUGCGACCAGCUUUUAUAUAGUUUUUGUACCUCGCGAUCCCAAGUAAUAUUGGAUAUUAGAACUAUAUUGAAAUUGGGUAAUUCCUUAAUCAGUCUUAUUACACGAUUUGUUUAUUAAAGAGUAGUUGAACCGGUGCAAUGAGACUUAUUAAUUGUUGAUGUUUAUAAUUUUUAAAUAAUUUGUUCAUUUCCUUUACCCAAUAAAUUGUUACCAAUUUCAUUUCUGUGCCAUGUUUCAAAUUUUAUAAACAAAUAACAUUAGUUAUUACUAUUGACGACGCAUUAUGAACUAAGGCUUUGGAUCAUAAAUCAUAUUUAUCGGUCUGUCUCGCUCGCACUUAGAUGUUUUAUGGAAAAACAAUAACCCUUACUCGUAACGACCAAUCAGGAGUCAGAGUGCGUGCGCAGGUGGGUAAGUAUCUAUAACGGGUUGAAUUGCGUGCAUAUUCCUACUGACAUUUAUUGCCCGACGACUGUUUAAUAUGCGUCGACUUUAAUAGUUCAUAAGUUGAACAUGUGAUUAUAUAAAAUAUUAAGAUAAUUUAAUAAUUUUGGUUAUAUAAUUGUUAUAAUUUAAAUGAAAUGUUUCAGCUAAAUAAUAUUAUUGUAUGGCAGUGCUUAAGACGAGAAUAACUUGACGAAAUCGGACCUUAGCUUGCCAACUUCAGGCUUAGCCAUUUCUCUAUAGACAUUUUUGGAUAUAAAAUCUGAAUGUUGAAUAAUAUAAAUCCGUAUUCCAAAGCAUAGCUUAAGAAUCCUAUGUUUCUUGAGUAAAUAUUCUGAAAUACGAUUCUUAUAUGAACAAUCUAUGGUUUAUGUUACUAGAUAUAUAAAAAAAACUAUUAGAAGAUAGAUCUUUGCAUAAUGUUUGUGUUCUGUGAUGUCGCGAAUUUGAAAGAAUGCGCCAAAAAUUUGACAAAAAAAAACGAAUAUUUGGCUAACUUCAUGGCUGUAUGUGAAGUAGGUGCAUAUAAUAGUUUGAAAAUAGAAGAUAAACGACAUUCACGAUAGCCAUGAAGUUAGCGACAAGUUUCUGAUUCAUUUGAUGACUGUACGCGACAUCUGUUGAGCUGUGUGAUUGAAAAGACUGUUUCAUUAUGUAAUAAUUAGAUAACUAUGAUAUCUUUGUAAUUCUAGUUUUUUAAUAAAUAUUCAAACAAUA
Molecule: messenger RNA, 4097 nt
Organism: Pieris napi
Lineage: Eukaryota; Metazoa; Arthropoda; Insecta; Lepidoptera; Pieridae
Gene: key
Product: optineurin
Exons: 14
Coding region: 363-2294 (643 amino acids)
Biological process (GO): regulation of canonical NF-kappaB signal transduction
Cellular component (GO): nucleus; cytoplasm
Molecular function (GO): K63-linked polyubiquitin modification-dependent protein binding
Source: RefSeq, a predicted model, not a curated record